AUGAAUGAUCCACUCGCAAAGUACGCGGGAGCCAACACCGCAAAGCAUUUGGUUUUCUUCAACUAUCACGAGUACCUUGUCUCUGAGUAUCGGCCGUUGAAUUUUGCUGAAGGGAGCCCCCAGCAAAAUCUGAACUCAGGGGAAGACCAAGCGCAUCAAGAGCAUCGUCCGGCACUAGUGGUCAGCCACUUUCCCAAUGUAUACGCCGCAUAUGGUGGAGAACUUUACGGACGGACAAGAAUCGUACGGGUCCCCCGGAUCUACGACCUAUGCGAAGAGCUGUACAUGGUGCCCCAGUUUUCUGCCUAUGUUCCAGGGCACGAGCCAGCGGCUUUAACUAGUGAAGCCGUGACGGAGUUCCAAGUCUGCGGUGCAUACGGAGGGCAAAAGUUCGGAGUCACUUCGCUCACGCCGUUGGUGCCUCAGUGGCUCACGAAAAAUGAGUUCCGGGAUAUCGUGCAGACUAUCAACAAGCUUCUCCACGAGGCGGCUACACCGCAUGGUAAACACACGUGGCUAGAGAACAUGGUGGACUUUUUCUCUGGUGCGCUUUACUCUACAUUCUACUCCAAGUAUCUUGUGGCUUCUAACUCGGAACUCAAGAUGAAGGCACUCGAUGCAUAUGUGGAGUCAGUGAACAUAAGCUUGAGAGCUAAGCAUCCGGACUUACAGGUGAUGUCCUUGCUAAAAAGUGCCAUGCUAUCUUUGGACUUCCAGAUUCCCAUGGUAGCGGGGCCCAGUGCGGGGCACCUGAGCCCGAGAUCCAUCCAUGCUCUGGGAGAACAAGACAAAGGCGAAUAA
Messenger RNA from Metschnikowia bicuspidata var. bicuspidata NRRL YB-4993, 801 nucleotides. RefSeq lists its product as uncharacterized. The transcript has a single exon. Bases 1 to 801 code for a protein of 266 amino acids. Gene Ontology annotation, biological process: peptidyl-L-cysteine S-palmitoylation; protein targeting to membrane. Gene Ontology annotation, cellular component: extrinsic component of endoplasmic reticulum membrane; endoplasmic reticulum palmitoyltransferase complex. The record is from RefSeq and is a predicted model, not a curated record. Lineage: Eukaryota; Fungi; Ascomycota; Pichiomycetes; Serinales; Metschnikowiaceae.